CAGGAAGUGUGUGCAGCAAGGGAAGCUGUGGCAAAAAUGGCAGCGCAUAGGUGCGGUUUGUCUCUAGUAUUCAUUUUGAUUUUCUCUAGUUUAGCAUGCCCCAGUAGUUGUGACGCGCUAGAAAAAGCAAACGAGAAUACAGGAGAAAAACAGAGCGUUUCAGACACGCCACGAGAGGUGAAUACCGACGGCAGUAUCGCCGCAGAGGAUCUGAAUGAAAGGCAAUGGCAGUCCACUGAUGUUGAGGUGGACAGAAGCGAUGGCACCAAAGACAGCGAGUCUUUUACAGCAGCAGCAGCGAGAGAUCAGUUUCAGGAGGAGCUGGUCAUCCGGCCCCUGCACUCCGGAGACAUUUAUGCCAGCUUCCAGUUCCGCACACUGUGGGACAUUGACUUCCUGCAAGAGCGACAGAAGGUUUCUCAUUACCGGCUGUUCCCCAAAUCCCUUGGUCAAGUGCUCUCCAAGUUUUCAGUGCGAGAGCUGCACAUCUCCUUCACCCAGGGCUUCUGGAGGACCAUGCAGUGGGGGCAGCCCUUCAUCCCCUCUCCACCUGGAGCAGAGCUGUGGGUGUGGUUCCACGACACAGUGAGCGAUGUGGAUGGAAACUGGAAGGAACUUACCAACGUCCUCUCUGGAAUCUUCUGUGCAUCUCUGAACUUCAUUGACCUGACCAACACCGUACAGCCCAGUGCUUCUUUUAAACCGCUGGGUCUGGGAAAUGCUACAGAUCACCGUUUUUUACGUUAUGCAACAUUACCACGUGAAAUCGUCUGCACUGAGAAUCUCACACCCUGGAAGAAGCUUCUCCCUUGUGGUUCUAAGGCAGGUCUGUCAGUUCUCCUGAAGUCAGAGAAGCUGUUUCACAGCAGUUUCCAUUCCCAGGCUGUUCACAUCAGACCUGUCUGUCAGGAUGAACAGUGCACAAGUAAAGCGUGGGAGCUGAGACAAACUCUAAAUGUUGUGUUUGAUCUCUACACUUCAAGCCAAGGCAAAAAGGAAUGGUCUUUGUUCAAGAUGUUUUCUCGAACUUUGACAGAGGCUUGUCCUCUUGCUACUUCUAGUAAAAUCUAUGUGGACAUCACAGACAACCCUGAGGGGGAGCUGUUUGAGUUGAAUCCUGUGACUCCUCUGCUCAGCCAAGCUGUGGUGCUGGGGGAUCGUAGGACAUAUUCCGUGUUUGACCUGACCAGAGCUGAGACGUUUGGCCAGCUAUGUUCACUCAAUCUCCUUCUGCGCUGGAAAGGAGACAGUGGCGAUAUGCUGCGUCCCCUGCUGCAUGCAGAGCGCUACGUGGCUGGUUUUGGGCUGCAGACAGGGGAAAUCCACACUGUCAUCUAUAACAACCAUCCAUAUCGAGCUUUUCCUGUGCUGCUGAUGGAUUCAGUGCCCUGGUACCUGCAAUUGUACAUUCACACCCUGACAGUCACCAGCAAGUCCCGUGAUAACAAGCCCAGUUACAUUCACUACCAGCCUGCUAAAGACCGCCAUCGUCCUCAUCUACUGGAGAUGCUGAUCCAGUUACCCCCUCACUCUAUGACAGAGGUCACUGUACAGUUUGAAAGGGCCCUGCUCAAAUGGACUGAGUACACACCUGAUCCCAACCACGGAUUCUACGUUGGUUCAUCUGUGGUCAGCGCCCUUGUGCCAAGUAUGGUUGCAAUGAACACCAACUUCACACAAGACCAACCGUUGUUUAGCAGUUUUGUCCCAGUCAAAGAAGAAUCAAGCUACUUUGUGCGAGUGUACACCGAGCCACUGCUGGUAAAUCUACCCACCCCUGACUUCAGCAUGCCCUACAACGUCAUCUGCCUCACCUGCACGGUGGUCGCGGUGGGCUACGGCUCCUUUUACAACUUGCUGACCCGCACCUUCCAGGUGGAUGAACCGAGCCUACCGCUGGAGAAGCGAUUGGCCAACCUCAUCCGUCGCAUACGGGGAGUGCCACUGCUGGCCUAAACUGCCGAGAGCAGGUUUGCCGCCUGAAAUGUCCAUAUUAGGCAGCGGAGAGCAUCAUGGUGCUUAAACGGCAGCUGCUGGAGUUUUAAGAUGCUUUUCAGCCCUGGAAAGACUCAAUGCCAAGUGACUGUUCUGAACUUCUGUUGAACAAAUGAGCUGCCAAGAUGGAUUAGCCUCCUUUUUAUGUUUUGUUUUGUUUGGGUUUUGUUUUCUGAGUCACAUAAACAAAGAUUAGCCACCUUCUUAUGUUUUGUUUUGUUUGUUUUCUGAGUCGAAUAAACAAAGAUUAGCCACCUUCUUUUGUUUUGUUUGUUUUCUGAGUCACAUAAGCAAAGAUUAGCCACGUUUUGUUGUUUUGUUUUGCUUUGUUUGUUUUCUGAGUCACAUAAGCAAAGAUUAGCCACCGUUUUAUGUUUUGUUUUGCUUUGUUUGUUUUCUGAGUCACAUAAGCAAAGAUUAGCCACCGUUUUAUGUUUUGUUUUGCUUUGUUUGUUUUCUGAGUCACAUAGGCAAAGAUUAGCCACCGUUUUGUUUGUUUUCUGAGUCACUUAAGCAAAGAUUAGCCACCAUUUUAUGUUUUGUUUGUUUUCUGAGUCACAUAAGCAAAUAUUAGCCACCGUUUUGUUUUGUUUGUUUUCUGAGUCACUUAAGCAAAGAUUAGCCACCAUUUUAUGUUUUGUUUGUUUUCUGAGUCACAUAAGCAAAUAUUAGCCACCGUUUUGUUUGUUUUCUGAGUCACACAAGUAAAGAUUAGCCACAUUUUUGUUUUUUGUUUUUUUCUGAAUCGCAUAAGCAAAGACAUUUUUGCAAUGUUGUUUUGGAAAAUGUUAGCUUGCUGCCACGUGAACAUUUCUCAAAGGAACUGCAUGGUUCGGGCAUCUGGGAGAAAUAUACGUGGAAGAGGGAUGUUAAGUCCUCUCCGUUUACUCCACCCUUUUGAGAGCGUGACCAGGCCUCAUAGAAACACAGACACUACAAUCCAACUACUGAAAAUGGAUGUCUAAGAAUGUGGCAAAUAUUUUCCAUGUUCUGUAAUGCACUGAUAUUUAAAUAUGUGUUGUUUUGAAGGAUUGGACUUUUUUUUUUUUUUAGUGUUUUGUUUUUAUUCUGUGCUUUUGCCUGUGGGCUGACCGCAUAAUGACCUCCAGAUUGGGUGUUAUUGAGUUGAAAUUUUGAAGAUCUUAACACUGGUUAACUUUCCCAUAAUAAACUGACUAGAAACCCA
Messenger RNA from Sinocyclocheilus anshuiensis, 3181 nucleotides. Its product is annotated as GPI transamidase component PIG-T-like. Lineage: Eukaryota; Metazoa; Chordata; Actinopteri; Cypriniformes; Cyprinidae. The transcript is spliced from 12 exons. Gene Ontology annotation, cellular component: GPI-anchor transamidase complex. Gene Ontology annotation, biological process: attachment of GPI anchor to protein. Bases 37 to 1956 code for a protein of 639 amino acids. The record is from RefSeq and is a predicted model, not a curated record.